Helicoverpa zea (corn earworm) is the source of this 4265-nucleotide messenger RNA. RefSeq names its product tyrosine-protein kinase CSK (gene Csk). Lineage: Eukaryota; Metazoa; Arthropoda; Insecta; Lepidoptera; Noctuidae. Gene Ontology annotation, biological process: protein phosphorylation. Gene Ontology annotation, molecular function: protein tyrosine kinase activity; ATP binding. The record is from RefSeq and is a predicted model, not a curated record. Bases 362 to 2104 code for a protein of 580 amino acids. The transcript has 17 exons.
CUGACAGUUUGCGAUUGGCGGUCGCGUCAUAUGUACGUUUAUUGUUACGGAAAGUGUCUGCUCGGAAUAUGUGCGCAUAUGCGACUUAACUUAGUACAAAUCUGCCGUGGAGUGAUAAACAUGUUCCACAUGUAAAUAAACAGAGGUUAUACUGCACUUGAGUUGACUCACUACUGAAAAACAACAAAUGUAAACAAAACACUACGUGUUAAAAGGACCUUAUCUGUUUAGCAGUGUGUUGGUGACGAGUGUUUUAUUACAGUUUUACCGUGUAUGUCCAAUUUCCUUGCACAUGAAGACAGACAAGUUUGGCACACGGCGAGAUGAUGAGGGGUAAUCAGUCGUGGUAGAGGAGCGCGACAUGAAUUCUGACGUGCACCGUCACCAGGCGCACCCGCCAUUAGCACAGCACGGAGUGCACCCGGGGUCGCAGGGCGUGGGCCCCUGCGGCUGGUACUCGGCAUCGGCGGCGCCCGUCCCGACUGCCCCGGCCCGGCUCAAGCGCGCUCAGCCCCCUCACCAACUACCAUGUGGAGGUAGUGUGAGCGGUAGUAAUGGGCCACACGCGCCUCUCUCGCCCACCGCAUUGCAGAAUUCCAUUCCACAUAAUAUUGUGAUGUCAUCGUCGGUUCGGACGCCAGCGCCGGCUGGGCCCGCUCCCGCCGCCAUGCACACUUCGCAGACAACUGCUGCGGUGUCGAAAGGGCCGAGCGACGUGUUGGUGAACUCCACGUGCGCUCCCCCGCCCGCGGGCAACAGGCUCGUCAACAUGACUCAGUGGCCAUGGCACCACGGCGCGAUAUCCCGCGAGCGCGCGGAAGCCCUGCUGUCGGGCUCCCCUGACGGCGUGUUCCUGGUGCGCGAGAGCACCAACUUCCCCGGAGACCACACGCUCUGUGUGCGGUAUAGGGGGCGAGUCGAACAUUAUCGAGUAAAAUGGGCAACAGCGCCUGACAACCAAAAUCAACGUCUUACAAUAGACGAUGAAGAAUUCUUCGACAACAUGACGGAUUUAAUCCAUCAUUACUUACAAGACGCGGACGGUCUCUGCACUAAGCUGGUGCGUUGCUUGCCGAAAGCGUCGCCGAACGGUGCCAACAACAAUGGAGUACUACAACCACCUUAUCCGCCUCACCCACAGCAACCGCCGCCGUACCCGCCGACGCCGAGCGUGUCGAGCGCGCUGAGCUCGGGGCACUUCCAGCACACCUACGCCUCGCAGCCCUCCGCCGACCACACCGACUCGGCGCUGGCGCCGCAGAACUUCGUCGAUGCGCGCUGGAAAAUCGACGAGCGUGAUCUAGAAAUUCGCGAAAACAUUGGCAAGGGAGAGUUCGGAGACGUGAUGCUUGGCAUAUUGAACGGCUCACAGAAGGUCGCUGUCAAGAUCCUAAAGGAUCGGGAGGCGGCCAGUAAAUUCCGCGCAGAAGCCAGCGUAAUGGCGUCUCUAACGCACGACAACCUGGUCCGGCUGCUGGGGCUGGUGUUCACGUCGGGCGGCAGCACGUGCAUCGUGACGGAGCACUGCGCGCAGGGCUCGCUGCUGGACUACCUGCGCUCGCGCGGCCGCCACUACGUCACGCAGCUCAACCAGAUCAACUUCGCAUACGACACAUGCUGCGGCAUGGAGUACCUGGAAGGCAAGCGCGUGGUGCACCGCGACCUGGCGGCGCGGAACGUGCUGAUCUCGGCCGCGGGCACGGCCAAGGUGGCGGACUUCGGCCUCGCCCGCACCCUGGCCGCGCAGGACGACCCGGCCGAGGCCGCGCGCCUGCAGGCCAAGCUGCCCAUCAAGUGGACCGCGCCCGAGGCGCUCAAGUACAACAAAUUCUCUAACAAGUCUGACAUGUGGAGUUUUGGCAUUCUUCUGUGGGAGAUAUAUUCAUUUGGAAGAGUACCAUACCCUCGAAUUCCGCUGGCGGAGGUAGUGCGGCACGUGGAGCGCGGGUACCGCAUGGAGGCGCCGGAGGGCUGCCCCGCCGGCCCCUACGACGUCAUGCGCGCCGCCUGGCACGCCGACCCCGCGCAGCGCCCCGCCUUCGCCGCCACGCGCCACCGCCUCGCCGCCAUCCGCGACCUCACGCAGCCCAUGCCGCACCAGUGAAGGUCGCCGGGCUGUGUCGUGGGACUUCGUGAAUUAGUGAAAUAGUACACACGGGAUAGGCAAAGUGCUGUGAAGGUUGCAACAUGUAUUUUAUACAUUAAUUAAUACAUACUGUAAGUACUAAAUUAUUUUAAUAUGUUUGAAGACACUCCCUCGCUAAGUAUAAUUGUAAUGUAGAUUAGAUAAUGUGUAAUUUUGAUGUGUUGUACAAGAAUGUGUGUCAGAUGUUAGGUGUUGGAGGAACUUUUAGUGGAAACUACCGUCCCAAUAGUACCUACGAUGAGAUUUACAAUAGCCGUUCAUUUGCGAACUUCAGUUGCACAACACAAGUCGGAAAGAUGCAAAUUUUUAGUACAACGUUCGUUCAAAGUUGUUUCAUUCCGCUCUACGAGACAUACGAAUCUGUCUACAAGGUUUGUAAAAAUAAAACCUUAGGCGGAAAAUUAUAUUCUUGAAAUACAAUUAGAGGCACUUUUGAAACAUGAAACAACAUUAAAAACCAUUCCGUUCAGAUCUUCUUUCCGACAAUAUAUUUAGUUCUUAAACAACACAAAUAUAAAAGCACAAGUUUACAUGAAACAGUUCCACUAAAAGAUCCUUAUUUAAAUAAAAUUUUAUUGAAGGCCUAAACUUCAAUUAAUCGUAACAUAUUCUCGUAAAGAUUCCACCCAAUAGAGGUCACGAAGGUUAUGUCGGUACUAUGGUACUGUCUAGUCAAAGUAUUGUUUGUAUCAUAUUAUAGUAUUUGCACUUUAAUUAUUCAAAGGGGACUGAUUGCAUAAAAAUCAAAAAUAUAUAAAAAAACACUUCUGGUUGUAAAGUUACUUAUAGAAUCGCUCAAAUAAAUAAAAUUCCUUGACAAAAUGCCACGAGUAAGCAACAAGCAAGUAUUAAAAUUGUAGACGUACUUGUGUGUUAGUUUAUUUCUAGAAUAAGUAAAUGUGGACGGAGCACGUGCGUGUUCAAUCCACAUACUUUCAUGGAGUAUUAUGUGUAAAAUUCAGUGUUGUGUCAAAAAAUUAUAGCAGCUGUCUGAGUGAGUUAUUAAUUCUUUACGACGACGUUAGCAUCAAAGUCUGAUAGUAUAAUAAAUCUAAAACAUCAAAGCAUUUUGUCAAUAUGUUAACAAGUUCAAUUGGUUCACACUUUGUGUUAUAUAGACUAAGAUAUAUUUAGCCAUAGGAAGGAAAAGUUAAAUUCAACUACCAGGUUGUGUGCUAUCGUAAAGCAAUAUUAAGCUUCGACAGAUGCGCGAAAGACGUAAUCCUAAAUACAAAUUAUCAAAACUCAAUAUAAACGUCACCAGAUAUUAUUUACAUUUCAAAAAUAUUUAUUUGGUGUUGCUGGCCAAGUACCCAAAAGCUAUGCUACACAGUUUUACUAUACACAGAAGAAACGUUUGCGUCUAUAGGCUUUAUUUAAUUUAUGGUAGUUGUAAUGAAUUUGUAUGAAACAUGACAAAUAGUCUGAUAUAAGCCAUGAAUCUCAAGUAAAAUGCAAAUGUUCUAUAUUAUCGUUGUAAACUUAUAAAAUUCUUGCGUGAAAUUGCUUACAUGUUAUUAAAAGAUCUAUUAUGAUGAUACUAUUAAAUAAAUGUACAUGCAUUGUUUACGCUAAAAAUUGCAAAUAUAUUAUUUUAUGUAUUUCAACAAGCUUAGGAAGUAAGAUUGAGCAUUUUAUAAAAAUGAGACUUUUAAUUCAACUACCACAUUUUAUUAAGUCCUUUUGUUUAAUCUUAUGCAAUACUAGUUGUAAGUGUUAAAUUGUUUUUACCAUAUAUUUAUGUUCUAUCAGAAAUUUUGUGAGAAUUAAGUAUGUAAUGAAGCGAUUCAGAUGCAAGACAUUUGAUUUCUGCCAAAGCAUAGGAACUUGAUUUAUUUUGGUGUUUCCAUAAAAGUCUUCCUUUUACUAAAAAUGUAUUAAUUUCAUAUGGAGACAACAUAUUAAAUUAAUUGUACAACUGUUUACUAGUCUUUAAAGAGUAGUAAGGACUGAAUUGUUUGCAGUUGUAUUUUUAUCUGUAAUUUAUAAAACAUAAGAACUAAGGUAUUAAAAUCUCAAUUGUUUUUGUUUAUUACUUGUACUAUUAUUUUCAACAAUGUAAAUAGAUUUUUAACUUUAAGGAAUAAAUUGUAUUAUAACAAAGUAUAAAUACCUAAAA